Ananas comosus (pineapple) is the source of this 715-nucleotide messenger RNA. Its product is annotated as ethylene-responsive transcription factor ERF113. Gene Ontology annotation, biological process: ethylene-activated signaling pathway; regulation of DNA-templated transcription. NCBI's taxonomy places the organism in Eukaryota, Viridiplantae, Streptophyta, Magnoliopsida, Poales, Bromeliaceae. Gene Ontology annotation, molecular function: DNA-binding transcription factor activity; DNA binding. The record is from RefSeq and is a predicted model, not a curated record.
UGGCCGAGCCGGUCGGGGCGAACCGGGCUUCCGCUGAACCGGCCGGUUCGGAUUCUGCGGGGAUGAAUGAAGUAAUAACACGACCCUCCGAGGACCAAGAAAGGAGGAAGCACUACAGAGGGGUGCGGCGACGGCCGUGGGGCAAAUGGGCGGCGGAAAUUCGCGACCCGAAUAAGGCGGCGCGGGUGUGGCUCGGCACGUUCGACACCGCGGAGCGCGCCGCCAUGGCCUACGACGAGGCCGCCCUCCGGUUCAAGGGCAGCAAGGCCAAGGUCAACUUCCCGGAGAGAGCAGUCCUCAAACACCACAACACCGUCGACAUCAACAUCGACCGCAGACCCGAACUGCCGCCUCCGCUACCGCCACCAACGAUGAUAAAUCCUAACACGACGACGACAACGACAACGACAGCGACAGCGACAGCGACAGCGACAGCGGGGGCGUAUCCAAAUAUUAUUCAAUAUGUAAAUAUUCUGCACAGCAGCGAGGAAAUGCCUUCGUCGACGUACAUGGAUUUCUCUUUGGGGCACAUCAUGACAAGUAGUAAUGUGGGUUCUUAUAGCUCUUCUUCUUCUGGUAGUUCCUGGUCUCAUGGUGAGCCCAGGGAGAAAGAUACGUAGUUGAGGCCAGUGUAACACUCACUUUUAAGGUCUAGUUUAGUUUGAUAAUAUAUAUGUGGUGGCCAAAAGUACUUUAAUAUUAUAAAAAAUUUAAA